This is a messenger RNA of Effrenium voratum, 3291 nucleotides long. The record is from the annotation of a GenBank genome assembly. NCBI's taxonomy places the organism in Eukaryota, Dinophyceae, Suessiales, Symbiodiniaceae.
AUGGCUGGCCAUGGCAGCGUUGUGACGCAUGAAGAUUUGCGACAAGCGUACUUGAAGUACGCCCGGGUUGCCACGAGUAUUUCAUCUGGGGAGGAGGCCCAGGUGUUUCGGCUAGCAGAGAUUUUGAAGACACAUAUCAGGAAUAAAUGCGAUGCCUUUGUGAGGGGCCAUCAAGGCCUUCCCAUUUUGUUCUCAUAUUCUGCUGAUGCUACAUCAUUGCUUUGCCGAGCAGCUGCGAAUGCAAACGUGGGGCCACAUCUUGUUACUCGGCGCGGGAAAGUGUUGGAGGAAUUUCUCAUGCAGCGGGGCUACUUUAAGGCACUCUCGGCAUCUGGCGCGGAGAGCAUCACUGUGCUUUUCGCUGAAGCUGUGCCGCUACGUGAGGGAAAGACAAUGUGGAACUUGUUCGCAGCGGCAACAGACUUUUAUCCCUUGCUUCAGCGUUCUGGGCAUCGGGGGAUAUGCGUUUUCCAUGUGGCUGCAGAUCGUGCAGUCAUGGAUUCGCUUCAGCGCUUGUUACAUCAGCGGUCAGAGGCUUAUUUCACAAAUGGCCUUGGAAUGGCCUGUGGUGACCGCUUAGCUUGGCUGCAGAGCUGGCAUCUUCAUACUGGAUGCGCGGCGCAUGAUGUUGGAAACGCGCUGAAAUGGAGCCUUGCCCCGCAUGGAAAUGCUGAUGUCAUCAAGGACUUACACAUUGUCAUGGAGUCGCUUCGCAACUCAUUUGCGCUCUUGCACAUGCGGCUGCCGCGAUUUUUGCAAGGGCACUUGGUCGCGGACAUGCCGCAGGAAGACGCCGCAUCUGUCCUGGAAUUUUGGAUGGCGCUGGGGGUUGAAGCUGACUUUCUAGAAGAAGUGUCCACUGUCAAUCCUUGGUUUUCUAACGGAACUCUCCAUGUGAGCGCUGCAUUGAAAGAGGACGAGCGACUCCUCGAGAGAGUGUCCUCCGUCGUGCUGUACCUCUUCCGGUGGAGGCGCUUUGUUGAUACACGUUGGUGCACUGUGGGGCCCGCAAUGCGCUCGAUUGCUGCUUCGUUGGCUGUGGGGUUAGCGCAGAUAGUCUCUUUGACAAGAGAUGACCCUCGAGCAACUGAUUUUCAUUUACAUGGAUUUUCGCGGCUCAGGCCCCAGCAGCUGCAAUACAUGGUCCUUGCAUCCAUUGUGGCCUGGGUUCCUGACGGAGCACUGCGUCUCAUUAUGGAAGACGACAGAUUGGCCGGAAGGCAGGCGGAGCUUCGAGAGUCGCUACAGGACGAGCUAAGUUACAUUGCGUCAUUGACUUCUUUCACUUGGACACGUCUGGCCUCGCUGACGGGGGACACAGUGACGCCCACAGCGCUGAAAAGCAAGGUGCUUCACGCCGCGGAGGUAGCGUGCGCUUACAUCUACGACAAGGUGCUCCGCGUUCUGGAGAAUUUGCCUUGGUGCUUGGCCAUUGGGGACAUUGACGACAACUUGGCUGGCCUCCCCGAAGAAGAGAACUAUCAUGAUCUGACCACCAAGAAGAUUGCCGAAUUAGUGCGGUUAGGAUGGAACUCGCAACUUCUCAAAGACGCAAUCCUGCUUUUCAGAGAUGUGCAUUGGUCAACACUUGGGGUGGAGCAAGCCCAUGGCUCAGCAGCUGUUAUGCACCGGCGCCACGAGAACUCUCCAGGCAUGCUGGCUGCGCGCAGCUUUCUGCAUCAGUGCAGGCACUUGUUCGCUGACGUUGGAGCAACGAACGAAAUCAAGCGGAGGGAGUUGCUUCUACAGAAGCUGCGGAGCAAGACCCCCGCCAAGAUCUCUGGCAGACACUUGUUUCUGCGGUGGUUCAUGCAGGAAGUCAGACAAGGCCUCCCUCAGGGAACACUGAUGCCACAGAAUCUGCGGCGUGAAGUCAUGAAGCAGCACGUGGCCGCCUAUGCCACAUUGUCCCCACAGGAGCAGCUCUGGUGGCAUCAGCGUGCCGAGGCUGAGCGGGACAGGAACCUGCACACGCUCGAGGACGAGGUGCGCCAUCAGACUGACGCCCUGCGUCUCGCACACGCUCGAGCGUUGGAAGAACAGGAGCAAAUUGGCCUCACACAUGCUGCUGAGAACUUACGGUUCGCAAAGCAGGACUGGGAAGCCCUGGAUAACUUGGCAAAUAGUGAUCGCUUUUCACAUACCGAGGUGGGCCGGCUACGAGCGCGCGCCAUGAGUGCCCCGCUUGCCCCAAGAGCUGAGGUUUGCCGUGCUCUUUCUGCAGUGAGUGUCGUGCCUGUUCCGGAGCAGACGGCCUUCCGACCAGAGUGGCUUGCGAUGCUUUGCUGGAACAGAGAACAUUUCAGAUCCACAGCCCUUUUAAAGUCCACUGAGGAGGGGCAUCUGGCGUUCUAUUUUCUCUACGCAACUCAGAAGCCACUCUGCGCCUUUUUUUUGCCCAUGCGGAUUUGCCACAGACAGCUGCCCAGCCUGCGUGAUAUGUCGCAUGAGGAAGCUUGGGCUGCUUGGAACGAGGCGUUUGACAUUGCCUUCAGCAUGAAGCUUGGAGUGUCCGUCACGCACGAAGCAUUCAAGUCUACUAACACUUCUGAGCUCCUCAUUUUUCAGCAUGUGCUUCUGAAUUCGGCCACGGAGGCAACUGCCUUUGGAAGCCCCGUGCCUUUGGAUCAAUUCCUGCCGGAGACCUUGCGCCGGAAGUCGCGGGAAGCCCGACCUGGUGCUCCCCGUCCGAAGCAAGAAGACGUGGCUGCAGCACUGGCAGAGAACGCGUGGGCAGCGGCAUAUCUGACGCAGCAAACGCAGCUUGCGGUUACAGAAGGGCAAAUCGAGGAGCCGCUGCCCGAUGCAGAUGAGGUGGCAGCAGUUGAGGCAGCCUGGGCUGCCAUAGAGUCGGCCCGCGCAGAAUGGCGUGAGCAGCCGCUUCAUGGGCAGUGUGAGCAUUUUGUGACAUGUUUCCGCUCCGGCGAUUGGAACGCCAUCCAUCGCGGAAUCAAUGAAAGCGACCGAGUUGUGGCGCAAGCGUUGCCAGGCCCUCCUCGGGUUUGGUGUCAGACAUAUGCGUUCAACACCAUGGCUUCUUUUAGUUUUUCUCGGUAUGGCGAAGCAGGCUGCCACACAAUGGCUCUUGAGUGGUGUAGACGCUUGCAGUACUUUUACAACACAUGGCGGCAGCAAGAGCAGCCCAAGUACGUUUACGCGCUAGAUGAGCUGGUGUCUCAUGAGCAAACAGACGAGUGGCGAUCGUUUCUGAGCCACUUGCCUGUUACGUCAGCUGCCCGCAAGAGAGCAGACUUGAUCCAAAGCCUUUUCCCAACUAAUCCUUCGGACUAG